AUGGGUUGGACCCAUCUUCUGUUGGCCCUUGUGGCCACAGCUUCUGCCCUACCUUCUUUAAAAGAGGGCAAUGUCUGUCAAUCUGAACGCCAUGUGAUUGAUGAUAUUUCUUGGGAUUGGGAGGCCCAGCUAUACUGCAGUAGUGUACUGCAUAUUCCAACCCACACAACUACUGUCACGAAAACAUGGACUCCACCGCCCAGAAUUGUUACGACUACUGUCUCCAAAACAGGCACCCACACUGUCCUUGCUACCCACCUUGUCACUGAAAUAAUCACCGACCGACGGACCGAGACCACUACAGACCACUCUACCCUGUCAACUACUGAUACCAUUGAUACCACACUGGCAACAACCAUAAUAAAUGAUGUGUUUCAGACUGACACUGCUACCAUCAUCGAUACGUCGACUGCUACAAUCACCCAAAUUUUGACUUCAACCGAUUUGGAUGUGGUUACAGCUACCUCUACCGCAGGAUUUGAACAAAUCUUUGGGCGAUCUCCUGGGCAUCCACCGGAACGGCCCGUUCCCUGGGCUCUUCGGGGACUUGGGAGCAAUGUUGUCACAGCCGUCUGCUCUUGUUUACACCUGCCAACGCCCACGAUCACUCAUGCUAUAACCAAAACUGCCGUCAAACCUACUAUAACCGAGACUUCGACUGUUCACAAAACCGCCACUAUUACUGAUAACAUUCUGUCAACGGUUCGCACCACAAAAGACAUUACGGAUAUUGUGACGUUGGAUGAGACCACUACAAAUACAAUCCUGAGAACGGUCGACUUCAUCGAGACCAUCACGGCAGAGUCCAUUGUGCAGUCCACGAUCGAUUUCACCACUGAUGUAACGGACACUGUGACUGCCACUUCCGUGAAUUAUGUGACUCUUUCAUCUACAACUUUUGAUCUUAUCACCGCCACUGCCACAGUCACAUCUGCUUCAUACGUUGUCACAACAACUUCCAAUUCCAAUUACGGUGGCGGUACAGUCUCUUCAUUCGCAGGUCCAAUUACUCUCAGCACCGCCCCAACAGCUACCUUGACUCCCAUUGAUCCUCCUGGUGUCAACAUGGGCGGCACUGGUGUUCUGACUCCCACUGGGCUUGCUCAAGUGUGGUACAGUGCAGAUGAUAGUACCUCCUCUGACUCCAGCACUGCGUAUCCUUACGUGCGCUUGAACCUUACCUUUGCGUAUGACUCCAUUGUGCUAGAUCAAUCGAUCUACAUUGAGGAUAUCGUCUGCGUCGACAACUCGUUGUCGGGAAGUUUCAGCAAUUCGGCGGCAUAUGUCUAUGCUGAAGGUGCUUGGCCCACUGAUUCCGAGGUGAUCCUCGUCACGGCCGCGUCUAGCUGUAGUUCCGAUGGCCAGAGUAUCUACUUCCUGUCUACUUCAAUUGUCUUUGAUGAUUCGACAGAUUCAUUUGUGGCUUCUGGUACCAUCGAAUCAAUUUCAGAUGUUGUGGAAACCGUUGGAAUGGAUUUUGGCUCAAUUGACUACACAGAGGAUGAUUCCAAUUCUACUACCACUUCCUCUUCAUCAUCUCUAGGCUGCACCUCGCCAGACUCGUCAUAUAUUGAUGGUCUUCCAGCAGUCUCCUGUGGAAGUGACUUCGACGAGAAUCUGGAUGAUCUGCUUGGCUACUACUCUGUUGCAACUGAUGCUGAUACCGAUGCUACUCUGCUUGCUCUUGCUCCUGGUUCAGCGAGCACGAACUCCCGAAAGAUGCGUCGAUCCAUCUUUAGCAAAAUCAAGGCUGCCAUUAAGAAGGUCGCUGCGGUAGUCAAGACUGUUGCUAAGGCCGUCGUUACCAAAGUGACUACGGUCGCAAAGGCUGUAGUCACUACAGCUGUUGCAUCUGUAGCAUCAGUUGUGAAGUCAGUUGCAAGUACAGUGGCUACCAUUGCGAAAACGGUGGUGGCGCUCGCAACUUUUGUCGUGACUGGCAACUACCAGCAAACCUUCAACUUCCCACUGAGCAUUGGGCCUCCAUCCUCGCUCUUGACCGAGUCCCCUUGGGGUGAUGGGUUUAAGUUCUAUACUCUGACCCUUGAUGAUGAUGAUGACUCCCACUAUUCGUUGGAUGAAAACGUCCUGGAAAAGAUCACGGAAGAGCUUAUUGGAGAUGCGGAUCCCGAGCCUGGUAUUGAACUCUGGUGUGUUAACUGUGGCGUGAGCGGUGACUUCAAAGUGACUGGUUCAUUCUCGGCCAGCAUUACCUCUGGAAUUACCAAAGGUCAACUCUCCUUAACGGGAAAUAUGUACGCCGGAUUGUUCAUUGGCCUCGAUGCCUUUGCUGAAUAUGAUUUGCUCACCGAGCACGAUCUUUUCACUGUCGGUCUGCCCGGCUUUUCAAUUCCUGACAUUGUCACAUUGGGUCCUAGCUUGGCCCUUGGUGUGUCUGCUGAGCUUGAUAUUCAAGCCGAGGGUCAAUAUCUCGUUGGGGCUGGGUUGAUCUGGUCCGAUAUCUCUGCCAUGCUCGAUUUGAUUGACCACUCUCAAUCUACUCACUCUGGUUUCACACCCACCCACAAUUACUCUGCAAGCUUCGACGGGGAUGUUACUAUUACUUCCACUUUGGGUCUUCCUGUGACCUUAGCAUUUGGUCUCAAUAUUUUGAAUGGAAAGUGGGAGAAGGAAGCAAAAUUGGUUGAUACUCCAGGAAUCUCUGCUACUGCUGAGUACGAUGAUGAUCUGUCCUACACAAAUGGAGAGGCAGACGUCACUCCUGCCGAUGGAUGCUACGGCAUCACUUGGGACCUGGCCUUGGUUAACAAUGUCGUUCUUGAUCUUUCCGCAUUUGAUGCGGGCACAUAUACGCUGGACUCGUACACAUUGGCUGAUCUGGCCAAUGGGUGUAUUGGAGAUGCUGUUUCAACAACCACAUCAGCAAUAACGACUACAGCAACAACGACUACAGCUACAACGACUACAGCUACAGCCGUGGCCACACCAACCUCGGUUACAAUGGAAUACUUCAUUUACGGAGACUCUGACCAGACUAGCAUUGCCAAGACGAAGUUUGUCAUCGGUAAUGACAUUCUUAUCACUCUUCCAGAGCUCGAAGCGUUCUUCACCAAUUCAUGGGCCGGUACGUCGAAGGCUUCGGACGAGAGAUCUAUCGUCAUGCUCUUCGAGUAUGGCACUGACCUUCGCGUAUUUGUGUCUGCAAUGCUUGCCCGUGCAGAAUACUUGAUCGUUCCUGGUGCUCUCAGUCUAUCUCCAUACACCUACGAAGCGACCACAUACACCAAACCAGCAGACGCUGAAAUCACGAUUGUCUCCAUUGUUUGGGGCAUCGGUGUGAUAACAAAUGAGACAGUCUAUGAUGCAGUCUACAGCGCCGCCGCAGCGGGAGAGUCAUUCGAAUUCUCCAACACAUUUUUCGGAGAGGACCUUUGGUAUGGCUAUGUAAAGACUGGUGUCAUCUUUUACCGCGACUCGUCUGGCAACUUGCAACACCUUACUGGCGAUGAGAACACCUACCAAGCCUUCCCCACCUCAGUCACUAAGAAGAGAGCAGUUGAUGUGUCGGAUUUGACGGAUAAGCGUGCGUACAGCACUCUUGUCUCCAGAUCCAAGACGAUUCCGGUCAGCGUCCCUCAACAGAAGAAGCGUUCUCCGACCGGGAAAUUUGGCCCUUACGGUCGUCAUUUCUUCUCUUCCCGGUCUGACAAUGCAACAGUGGUAUCAAACUCCACUAUUGAUGACACUACUGGCGUUAUGACUAUCACUGACACCACUGGUACACUCUACUUGAAUCCCUCUAUCAAUGGAAGCUUGUUCGUCUCCAUUGUCAGCGACAGCACCAAUCUCACCAGCUUGACCGACGGAAUCCAGUUUGCCGCCGAUCUUACUGAAGGUCUUGUCAUCGGAGACUCGGCCUCUCGUCUACUUUACUACUUUCCCGAUAGUAUGACUUCUGUUGGGGCGUCACGGCUGCGUCUUGGAGCUUGGGGCGAGAUUCCCCUGACAGCCAACCUCAUUAGUUUGGUUCCGAUGUCCACGGGAGCUGAGGACAUUCUUGUCGCGAUUGAUACCCUUGGGAAUUACUACUUCCCCUUCGUGUGCGGAAUCCAGGAUCAAUUAAACAAGGUUUUCCUUGUUGAGGAUCCUGAUACUGGUGCGAGUGUCCUCGAGGGUUCUGAUCUGACAUACACUGUUGUGGGUGGUGUGGCAUCUGAUUGUGCUCCACUGGCUUUGGUGGCGGAGGGGUUGUAA
Penicillium odoratum is the source of this 4215-nucleotide messenger RNA. RefSeq lists its product as uncharacterized. Lineage: Eukaryota; Fungi; Ascomycota; Eurotiomycetes; Eurotiales; Aspergillaceae. The transcript is spliced from 4 exons. The coding region runs from base 1 to 4215 and encodes 1404 amino acids. The record is from RefSeq and is a predicted model, not a curated record.